Plasmopara halstedii is the source of this 384-nucleotide messenger RNA. RefSeq lists its product as uncharacterized. The record is from RefSeq and is a predicted model, not a curated record. Bases 1 to 384 code for a protein of 127 amino acids. The transcript has a single exon. Gene Ontology annotation, molecular function: aminoacyltransferase activity. Lineage: Eukaryota; Oomycota; Peronosporomycetes; Peronosporales; Peronosporaceae.
AUGAUGACACCCGAAGAAGCUGCGAAGACAUUUUUCAACACUGACAAAUACCCUUUCAACGACCAGGCAAAGCAGAUUAUCUAUGUCGUAUCCAACAUUUUCUGGAACAACACCCCGUUUCCUACUGAUGAAUUUCGACCGCUAACUCAGAACGAAGACUUUGGCGCGACGUACUCGUAUAUUCUGGAGAUAAAUGCAGCCGGAGACAUAUGCGGAAGCGAGUGGGUAAAUAAAACUAUUCAUGCGCAUGCCGACUUUUUGUAUGUGGUAAAGGAAAAACCUGCUGCUGACCUGGUGACGAGUGUUGGGUUUAGCUACGCCAACGUGUUAAAACUGAUUGAGAUGUCGGCUGCGUGCACGAAUACGAUCCAAAUUGCGAACUAA